AUGCUCAUGUGGCAAACGAGGAGUUCGACGAGGGCCUGCCGCAGUCGGAGUUUGACUACGAGGAGAGACACACCAGGGAAAUUCCCUCGCAGGCCUACGGAGCGCCGGUCGUUUACAAUUCGCAGUCCAGCUAUUCAGCGCCGAAGGACCAAGGAUACUCCGCCCCAGCUGCUCCGGUCUACUCACCGUCCUAUUCAGCGCCUGCCGCUCCUGCUCAGUCGUAUUCAGCGCCUGCUGCUCCAGCCCAAUCGUAUUCAGCGCCUGCUGCUCCAGCUCAGUCGUAUUCAGCACCAGCUGCACCAUCGUAUUCAGCACCUGCCUCUCCAUCGUAUUCAGCACCGGCAGCUCCAUCGUAUUCAGCUCCUGCUGCCCCAUCGUAUUCAGCUCCUGCCGCUCCAUCGUAUUCAGCACCGGCAGCUCCAUCGUAUUCAGCACCAGCUGCACCAUCGUAUUCAGCACCUGCGGCUCCAUCGUAUUCAGCUCCUGCCGCUCCAUCGUAUUCAGCUCCUGCUGCCCCAUCGUAUUCAGCUCCUGCGGCUCCAUCGUAUUCCGCACCUGCGGCUCCAUCGUAUUCAGCGCCUGCGGCCCCAUCGUAUUCAGCUCCUGCCGCUCCAUCAUAUUCAGCACCUGCCGCUCCAUCGUACUCCGCACCUGCGGCUCCAUCAUAUUCAGCUCCUGCCGCUCCAUCGUAUUCCGCACCAGCUGCACCAUCUUAUUCAGCUCCUGCACCAGCCAGUUAUUCAGCGGCUGCUGCACCUUCUUAUUCAGCGCCAAAGGCUCCAUCUUAUUCGGCGCCCGCUGCACCCUCCUAUUCAGCUCCUGCUUCAUCCAGUUACUCAGCGCCUGCAUCUCCAUCUUAUUCAGCGCCUGCAUCUCCAUCCUAUUCAGCACCCGCAUCUUCAUCUUAUUCAGCCCCCUCAUCAUCAUACUCAGCUCCUUCUGCCCCAAGCUAUUCAGCACCCAAGGCUCCAUCUUAUUCAGCGCCAGUCGCUCCAUCUUACUCCGCCCCUGCUGCUUCAUCUUAUUCAGCACCAAAGGCUCAAUCAUACUCAGCUCCAUCCUAUUCAGCACCUGCCGCUCCCUCGUAUUCAGCUCCCGCAUCAUCUGGAUAUUCAGCGCGGGCGUAUUCAGCGGGCUCUGCAGCACCGGCAUCCUCUGGAUAUUCAGCACCAAAGGCAUCCUCCUCCGGUUAUUCAGCCCCUGCAGCGGCGCCUGCCGCGCCAUCCUAUUCAGCACCCAAGGCCUCUGCUGCUUCUUCUGGUUAUUCGGCUCCUGCUGCUUCUUCUGGUUAUUCAGCUCCUGCCUCGAAAUCUUCGGGAUACGCUCGCACCCAAAUGGAUCAAAUCGUUGGAAUGGCAAGGACAGCUGGCUACGGAUCUGCGCCAUCCUACGGAUCUGCUGCUCCUGCUCCGUCCUACGGCGGCGCCUCGGUUCCAUCGCCACCGUGCCCCAAAAACUAUGUAUUCAGCUGUGCGAGCGUUUUCACCCCAGCUCCUUGCAGCCAGGGAUACGGAUACUAAAUGUAAACUAGACCUCAACGCGAUCUUAAUAAAAUGUAAAAAGGAAAUUAUUGAAAAAAAAGAGGAUAACAGAGAAAAAGAAAAAAGAGAGAGAAGAGGUAAUAUCACCACCACCACCACUUUAAACUGA
Molecule: messenger RNA, 1650 nt
Organism: Drosophila takahashii
Lineage: Eukaryota; Metazoa; Arthropoda; Insecta; Diptera; Drosophilidae
Gene: Vml
Product: Vitelline membrane-like
Source: RefSeq, a predicted model, not a curated record